AUGGCCUCCGCUCACAGCCCCGCUGGAGCUCUCCUGCUGCUCACCUGCGCCAGCCUGAUCGCCGCCAUGGGCCUCCCGGGACCCGCCGCGCCCGGGGGGAACCAGGCGCAUCCGCGGCUGCCCGGGAACGAGCUGCCCACCUCGCCUGCCGACAGCCCACCGGAGCCGACCAUGCCGCAUGCACACAGUGUGGAUCCCCGGGAUGCCUGGAUGCUCUUCGUUAGGCAGAGUGACAAGGGCGUCAACAGUAAGAGGAGGAGCAGGACCAAGGCCAGGCGGCUGAAGCUUGGCCUGCCAGGACCCCCAGGGCCACCAGGUCCUCAGGGCCCCCCAGGCCCCCUUAUCCCAUCUGAAGUUCUACUGAAGGAGCUCCAGCUAUUGCUGAAAGGCGCAGUGCUGCAGCGGGAGAGCACAGAGCCCAAGCACUGCACCAGCGAUUUCACCACACCAGCCUCGGGCAGCCCCUCCCGGGCCCCGCCCACCCAGGAGCAUGACCACGACCAGGACCCAGGUGCCCUGUUGGCGGUGCUGGCUGCGGCCCUGACCCAGGGCCCACGGGCGCCACGCGUAGAGGCCGCAUUCCACUGUCGCCUGCGCCGGGAUGCACAAGUGGAGCGGCGCGCGCUUCAUGAGCUCGGAGUCUACUACCUGCCCAACAUCGAGGGAGCCUUCAGCAGAGGCCCAGGCUUGAACCUGACCAGUGGCCAGUACACCGCACCAGUGUCUGGCUUCUAUGCUCUCGCCGCCACUCUGCACGUGGCGCUCACAGAGCAGCCCCGAAGAGGACCACCAAGACCUCGGGACCGUCUACGCUUGCUGAUCUGCAUCCAGUCUCUUUGUCAGCACAAUGCCUCCCUGGAGACUGUCAUGGGGAUGGAGCACAGCAGCGAGCUCUUCACCAUCUCAGUAAAUGGUGUCCUCUAUCUGCAGACAGGACACUACACUUCCGUAUUCUUGGACAACGCCAGCGGCUCCUCUCUCAUGGUACGCAGCGGCUCCCACUUCAGUGCCAUCCUCCUGGGCCUGUGAGGGCUGCUGUGGGCUCUUAUCCUCA
Chionomys nivalis (European snow vole) is the source of this 1054-nucleotide messenger RNA. It is a transcript of the gene Erfe, whose product is annotated as erythroferrone. Lineage: Eukaryota; Metazoa; Chordata; Mammalia; Rodentia; Cricetidae. Gene Ontology annotation, biological process: positive regulation of D-glucose import across plasma membrane; positive regulation of insulin receptor signaling pathway; negative regulation of gluconeogenesis. The transcript is spliced from 8 exons. The record is from RefSeq and is a predicted model, not a curated record. The coding region runs from base 1 to 1029 and encodes 342 amino acids. Gene Ontology annotation, molecular function: hormone activity.